This is a messenger RNA of Trichoderma asperellum CBS 433.97, 261 nucleotides long. Lineage: Eukaryota; Fungi; Ascomycota; Sordariomycetes; Hypocreales; Hypocreaceae. The record is from RefSeq and is a predicted model, not a curated record.
GGCGAUCAGGAGGGCGUGAAAUUAUUGCUAGAAAAAGGGGUUGAUAUUAAUCAUGGCGGCCAUUUUGGCUCUGCACUCGCGGUAGCUUCAUUCAGUGGACAUCAAAAAAUUGUUCAGCUUUUGCUGGAUAAUGGGGCUGUUGUUAAUGAUAGCAAAUAUGGGUAUUGCUUUGCACUUGUAUGUGCGUCAUUAAAAGGCCAUGAAAAUAUCGUCCGGCUCUUACUAAAAACUGGGGCUGUUAUGGAUGCUAAGGAACUUGCA